Messenger RNA from Paramecium sonneborni, 705 nucleotides. Lineage: Eukaryota; Ciliophora; Oligohymenophorea; Peniculida; Parameciidae. The record is from the annotation of a GenBank genome assembly.
AAAUUAAUUAAUGACAUUUCUUUGGGCUGACAUACCAUUUGAAUGGACCUGUCUUUCCUUAAGAUAUCAUAAUGAUAUGCUUUGGUAAAAGAUAUCAUGAUGAUAGGUAUAUAUGGAGCCUUUUUUAAAUGAUACCUACAUUUGCAGCAGGUUUCUAUCAAUUGUACAAACAUCAAACAACCCCAGAUUAUUAUCAUAAAAUAAAAAAAGGCAGUUGGGAUCAGUUUAUUGUCAUGUUUUUUGUAUUCCAAAACAAUACUAUAAGGCUGUCCCCAUUCCAUUCUAUUAUUUAAUUGAUCUCACAAUUUCUAUUGUGGAGGGAACCUUUUUUGAACCAUGUAGAUUCUGGCUUUGGUUUCAUCAUAUGGUAAACCAUUUAUUCACAAAUCUAAGGUUUCUAUGAUUGUAAUCCCUGCUUUGAUUCUUAGAAAUGAAUAUGAAUGGUAAGACACAAUGAUUAUGGCUACUCAUACCUUAUUGAUGAAGUAUCCCUUCAUCUUUUUAUUUAAUAUAUUAUAUGUUGGACUAGUCUUUUAUUACAACAUUUUGCUCUAUUUCAGGUAUGUUUCCUCCUAUAUCUUAUCUAGUCCUUUAAAUCAAAAAUGGAUUAAUAGGUUUCUGGGUAAAUUCUUCCCAUUUAUCUAUUACAGCUUUAUUGUCCUCUUGGUUCAUGAUUGCAAUAAUGCCUUGCCAUUCCUAUUUUGA